This is a messenger RNA of Phyllopteryx taeniolatus (common seadragon), 1681 nucleotides long. It is a transcript of the gene plpp4, whose product is annotated as phospholipid phosphatase 4. Bases 330 to 1187 code for a protein of 285 amino acids. The record is from RefSeq and is a predicted model, not a curated record. The transcript is spliced from 8 exons. Gene Ontology annotation, molecular function: phosphatidate phosphatase activity. NCBI's taxonomy places the organism in Eukaryota, Metazoa, Chordata, Actinopteri, Syngnathiformes, Syngnathidae. Gene Ontology annotation, biological process: phospholipid metabolic process.
UCCGUUCGUGUGAGCUUUCUUCAUCGAGGGGAGAAAGAAGAGUUGAACUUGACAGUGGCUGCUGUCACGGUCACAGUUCCAAUCAACAGAGUCCCCGGGGAGGACAGAAGCGAGGAGUGGACGCUUGGCUUAAGAGGACGAAGAAAGGCAAACAAGGCUUUCAGGUGUCGCGAUGGAAGCGCGCUGCGUGUGACUGGGGGAACUGCUCUUUUUUUUUCUUUCUUUUGGUCAGCCCCCCCAGGCGGAUUACAAAAGUAAACACCGAAACGUGGACCUAGAACCACCUUUUUGUUCGUCGGUCGUCACACUUGAGGGCUUGAGUCAGAACCAUGAACGUGUCAUCGCCAGACAGAAGGAAGAACGUGCGUGACCUGGUUUUGGAGAUUAGUAUCCGAGUUAUGCUCUUCGGAGUUUUCGUAUUUACUGAAUUCCUGGUGCCCUUUGAAAGAGUCAUACAACCUGAGGAGCUUUGGCUCUACAAGAAUCCGCUGGUUGAGUCUGAUCACAUUCCCAAAAGGGUCAUGUUCGCAAUCUCCUUCCUUACACCACUGGCGGUGAUAUUUGUGGUGAAGAUAAUUCAGAGGACAGACAAGACAGAAAUCAAAGAGGCAUGUUUGGCAGUGUCGCUGGCUCUCGCCCUGAAUGGAGUUUUCACAAACACUAUCAAGUUGAUUGUUGGCAGACCGAGGCCUGAUUACUUCCAGCGGUGUUUCCCAGACGGACAAGUGAACGCAAAGAUGCUGUGCACCGGAGAGCCACAUCUGGUCUCAGAGGGUCGCAAGAGUUUCCCCAGCAGUCAUUCCUCUUUUGCAUUCUCUGGACUUGGAUUCACUUCCUUCUACCUGGCAGGGAAGCUGCAGUGCUUUACUGAUCAGGGUCGAGGUCGUAGCUGGCGCCUCUGUGCCAUGGUGCUGCCCCUCUACAGUGCGAUGAUGAUCGCUUUGUCCAGGACCUGUGACUACAAGCACCACUGGCAAGAUGCCUUUGUUGGAGGAGUGAUUGGGCUAUUGUUUGCAUACAUCAGCUACCGUCAGCACUACCCCCCCUUUCUGCACACGGACUGUCACCUUGCCUACGCCAGUCUAGCUGCCACCGCUCACACAUCCCCGCAUCCUCAGGAGGAUCAGCGGCCCACUGACAAUGCCACAACCCUCCCCCUGGAGGGCUUGACUGAAGCACCACUAUGACUAGUGGCCACCUCCGAGACUACCCUCAACAGCCCCAGCAAGCCAAUGAGCCCACCCCCUUACCACUGACUACAUGGCUCUUGUGUACAUUCCAGUGGACAUGGACUCAAAGGAUAUGAGAAGGUAAUUGAAGUUCAACGAGUAAUUAUGUGUCAUAAUGAAAAAAUGUCUGAAGAAUAAAUGUGUAUAAGAUUUAGGAAUUGUUGUUCAUGGCAUGCUAGUUGAAUUUGUAGGAAAAUGCAAUUGUUCUUUUUUUUUAAAGAAAAAGCAUGUCUUGCCUUGAGAGCUCACUGAGCUGUGUUCUGACGUUUCAAUACUAUUUGUACACUAGAGGACUGCAUUUAUGUGAAAUGUGUCUAUAAAAAAAGAGGGCUGCAGUGGUGUUUUUGUUUUUUGUACUCAUAAAGCUUCUCCAUAGCAGGAGUGAACAGGAUGUGAUGUUUGAGUAUGUUUAUGUAAUCCAUUAACAAUAAAGGCUUAUUAUAUUUAUAUUA